AUGGAUUCUGAGAAAUACUAUUUCUCUAAAAUCGAACUUUAUGAUCCAAAUGAAAUUACAAACUAUGGAAUACAAAAACAAUUCCAACGAAAGAAGAGGAGAAAACUGGCAAAACUCGAGAGAGAAGGAAUAUUUAUCGGCAAAGACCCUAUAAAUUUGUUGAAAAAAGCUACCAAGAUCUCCGAAUCAGCUUCCAGUAACUCAGAUAUAACAUCCAACGAUCUGAUACGCAAGAAGUGGAGGAUCGCAUCCCUUAAAGCUCAAGGUGUGAAGGUUAAAGAUGACAUAUCACUGCUUAAAAAAUCAGCUAAAAAAGUACAAAAACUCAAGAGGAAAAGUGCUAUAAAUUGGAAAAAACGCACAGAAGCCACUGAACAAAAGAUGCGUGAGAAACAAAUGAAAAGAACAGCAAAUAUCCAAGCAAGAAGGACAAAGAAGCUUUCGAAAAAAAUUCGUAAAGCUCGUGAUAGAGGCAGAAUUUUUACUACAUCUGAGUGA
This is a messenger RNA of Trichobilharzia szidati, 498 nucleotides long. NCBI's taxonomy places the organism in Eukaryota, Metazoa, Platyhelminthes, Trematoda, Strigeidida, Schistosomatidae. The record is from the annotation of a GenBank genome assembly.